Cetraspora pellucida is the source of this 1161-nucleotide messenger RNA. The record is from the annotation of a GenBank genome assembly. Lineage: Eukaryota; Fungi; Glomeromycota; Glomeromycetes; Diversisporales; Gigasporaceae.
AUGAAAGGUUCUAUUUAUAUACCAUCGGAUGUAAUCGAAGAAAUUCUUUCCCUUAUUCAAAACGAACUAACCAAUAACGCUGAUUAUUUGAACAACGAAAGCUCUACGUUGUAUAAUUGCCUUUUGGUCAACAGACAAUGGUGCAAGCUUGUAAUCCCACGGCUUUGGCGUCAACCAUUUUUAUAUGCGAAAAAAGGGUGCCCAAAACUUAUUUCAAUUUUAUUAACUUUUCUAACAGAUAAAAAACGUAGAAUUCUCUUAACUAAUGGAAUCAUUCUCUCAUCGUUACCGGAUUGCCGUAUACGACUUCGAAAUUCCCAUUCCCAGAAAUUCCAAAAAUUACAUCAAUCAAAUUUCAAUUAUGCUUCAUUUCUUAAACAUUUACAUUAUGAUUACAUGUUAUCAUCUAUUGAAGCAUGGUGUAGUUAUUCAAAUCAAUCAGCAGGAAAUGCAGUUUCUCUCAUCACAAAUUCUUUGUUGACAAUAUUUGCAGAUAAUAAUGUCAAGUUAACGAGCCUUUUCAUUUGGCCAAAUCAUAUUCAUUGGACUCACUAUAGUUCAAAUAGAUAUAUGGAAUUAGUUGAACCUGAAUUUAAUGGGUUGUUAUUGGAGUUAAAAAAUCUAUAUAUCGAAACACAUUCUAAAUAUCCAUCUGCGAGAUUUUUUUCUCAGUUAUCUCGGAUAGUUAAUGUUAAAAAAUUAGAUUUACGUACUCAACUAUUGGGUCUUAUGGGAUUUCCAAAUGAUUUGGAGAAUGAAAUGGCUCGUAAUAUUAGUAAAUUAAUAAAUGCUCAAACCAACUUAAUCUCGUUCACACUUUCAAAUUCAGUUCGAUACACUUCGGAUUUUAUUAAAUCUUUGUUACCUAAUGUUCAUCAUAUUAAAAAUAUUUCAUUAAUUGAAACAAAAAUUUUUGAAAUUGAUUCUUGGACAAUUUUAUCUAAAUGUAUAAAUUUACAAAAACUGGAAAUUAUUAAAUGCGCUGGAUUGAAUGUAGAAUCAGUAAUACCCUUCAUAUCUGCUAACUGGUCAACUUUGGAAACAAUUCAUAUUGAAAAUAAUCAACCAAUUGAUGUCAAUAAUGAAUUGGAGUUGUGGGCAAAUAAAAAGCGGAAUAAUGAAAUUCAACAAGAAAGUUUUAUACUUUUUCAAGCAAGAUAA